AGAUCUCUUGUGACUUGAGAGUCCGUCCAUCCAUAACAGCCUUCUCUCUCUAGGCCGUCGUCUUUCCUUUCGGGUGUCGGAAUUUUGGGCCGGCCUUUCAUCAUCCGCUUCUGGCUCAAGUGUUCGCCCACCAACGAACGGUGGCCAUCUUUUUCGGGCCAGCGAGCGCACAUAAAGGCUGCCUAACCGACCGUUCUCGUCGUUUCCCUUGUGUCGGUCCGUUUUGGAACAGAUUCCGGACGUUUUCCUUCUUCCUCUCGAUGGGGUCAGCUGUCUAGGAUUGGGCAGAACUUGAGUUGAUCUGCUGUUCCAGCUAGAUUCGGGGUUUGUGUGUGGUUCAUAUUUGUGUAGGCCAACUUGACGAGGAGGCCGCCCAAUCCCCAAAAGUGGUGUGACCUGUGGCACACCGUUAUACAGGGGGGUAGAAUUGCAAGUGAUCAGCACGCGAUAACAGAAACAGGCGGGAUCAGCGCGGUUUACUUCCCAAGGCUCCGAGCGCGUCCUUUUCUAGGAUUAUUGGGUGCCUUCAUCUUCUCGCAUUGUCCUUUGGUCCUUUGGUUGCCUCUCUGUUUGGUGUGGUCUGAAGGUCUCUUCUCCUUGGUCUGCGUGUCAGUUGCCUGAGGAUUGAGGAGGUCGAUGAUGACGUCGAGGCGAUGAGGGAACCCAAACAAGGAGUGAGAGUGGUGUGUGUCAACAACCCACAACAGUCUGGCCACGCCCUAAACAUGAGGUGCUACUAGCUAGGCGGUGACGUGUUAUGUCAUCAUCGUCGUCGGGCAGGCCCUUGGGCAUGUCUGAGGACGUGGAGGCGGGUCAUGCUCGAGACCUAAGGGUUGAGAGCGGAUCCUCGUCCUCGGACGAGUUCUAUGAUGCCAUGGAUCAAACCCCGGGUCGGAAGUCCAGAGGAUCCUCUCUGAAGCGAGGUCUAGGCUUGACAGGUCCCAUCAUUACCAUCACGUCCGGGUCCCCGUCUUCUUCCAAGGAAAUGACAUUCGAUGGUGCUGCCAAAAGGAAAUCGUCGUUUUCAUCGUCCGUUCCAAACUCCAAUACUUACCCUGGAUCGAAACCUGCUCUUCCAAAUUUCAGCAGCAGUUCCAACAACCCCAUGGUGCUACCCGAAGAGAUUGCCCGCGAGCUUGAAGAGAUAUCCAAGACUGACGCCGAGCGACGUCGACGGUUAGCUCGCCUCCAGAAACUUCAACAAGAAGACCGGGAUGACUAUUCCGAUUUUGGAGAUGACGAGGAUAUCCCAAGCAGUGCUGCAGCCAUGCGUGAUGAUGAAAGUCUCGUCGAAGGCUCCACCGAAUCGUCUGUCGAUGGGGUCUACGUCGAGCAAAAGUCUCAUCCGUUCAAAGUGAUUGAGCCCGACACUCGGUCUACUGCAUCAGAGACGAGGUCCGGUCGGAUUUAUGCGAGUGAUAUGGGUGCGAUAUCCCGAGAGGCCUCCAAUAGGGCAGAAGAGGAAUCUUUAGCAAUGCAUUUAGCCUCGACGUCGUGCCGGGAUGGAUUGAAGGAGGAUACCACGUUGGUGCAUUCCAAGUCCAGUGUAGUUGUACCUGAUAUAGUCUCGAGUAUCCAGGCGGACUUUUCAGCCUCUGCGGGUUCCUCGACGAAACCUUUAUCCUCCUCGUCCUCGACGGCCACGGUUUCCAAAGUGUCGGAUGAGUUUUCGGCCUCCGCACCUUCGCGACCUCCUCGGAAGAAAAGACAAAGCUUAUCACAAUUUUUAUCACCAACAUCGAUUGAACCACCUCCUUCUAAUCCCUCACCACCCAACCGCCAACACCUUCUCCUACGCCCCCAUUCCAUUCCUUCGGCGGAUCCGCCCUUCAUCCAUGAGAACAACGACUCACCUGCACUCUCACCCAUAAUACGUCCAUCGACGCUAAUCACCUCCACGCCCACCACAAGACUGCCCGGCGGUAACACUCCCACUGAAGAAAGAGGCAGCAAGCCAUUGUUGCAGGCAGCUCACCACGCCCCUCACGUGCUGCCCAGUCCAGCCAGCACGGUUGAAUCUCUGACCAGAGACUUUGAGAAUUCGCUUUUGCGUCAACAACUACUUCAACAGCAACAACAACAGCAGCAGCAACAACAUCAACAACAGCAACAUCAAAAUUCAUUGAGCCUUUUGGCCGCCAUGCGCGGUCAGUAUGUUGUUCGACCACAGGAUAACGAGGAAUCUCGAGCAGCGAGAUUUUCGCAUGAAGAUUUGGGUUCAAGAUUACCGACCACACCGGGUGCAAUCGACGAAUUGAGCCCGACCAGUGGGGCGAUUUCUAAGUUUUACCCACCCAAAAUAUCUCGUGAAGAAAGUUAUCACAGCCUUCACAGUCCUCCGCUUUCAUCGUCGUUCUCAGACCAACCUACGGUGGUGGCAUCCACCAUCAAUCCGCCUGAACGAGGCGCAUCCGGCCGAAAGGGCAGCAUGGGUAGCCGGCGAAGCUUCAAAAGCAUGAUUUCCGGUUCGGGGGGAUCGGCCGGUCGACGAUCAUCGUCUUCCGGUGGAAAUGGCGGCAUGCCCGUACCCGGUGUGGGGAUAAUGGGUCCUGGGUCAUCAUUGGGCAGUUCCAAAGGGGGCUCAGGGGGUAAACGCUCUUCUAUGGGUGUGGGUGCAUCAUCGUCCAUGGAGUCUGGACCCGGGAGUAUUUCGAACCAGAUGAAUAGUUUGUUGCUCAGAACCAAGUCUGAUUCUGGUCAGCGGUAUUCAGAAGACGACAUUAUGAAACAGAUCAAGGUGAAAAAUCUUGACACGGGAGAAGAAAUGGAUCUGAUGCAGGCAGAGGAUCAGUUGCCCACCUCAAUUAACCCCUUAUCACUUCACAUCAUGCGUCUGACUUCUGAAUACGUCAGUGGAGACAUGCACUCAAAAGACUCGGAUUCGGACUCCGAGAGUCUCAUGUCCUCGGUCAGUGGACACACGAUUGGGUCGAAGAAAAAGAAGAGUACGAUGAAGCGUUUAUUUGGCGAUGCUCUGAAAAAGACCUCGGAUGCUGCUCGAAGUCUAGCCUCCGAAGCCACGAGACGGAAAUCCCAGCAAAAAGACACCCUGGCCUCGACUUCGUCAGCCAAGGACAUGGAGAAGUUGGGUCGGCUCUCCACGGAUAUCAAUUCGCCUCGGGAUGGUGGUAAAAACCAAACGUUCAAGCGCAUCCAGGCCCACAAAAGCGGUCCCUUCGACUUCGAGAACAUUCAGUUCGCCCAGGAAUUAGCUACUCAGCACUUGGGUCCAAUCUGGUGCAUGAGAUUCUCUCAGUGCGGCCAACUCUUGGCAACAGCUGGAAAAGACACAGUCUUGAGGAUUUGGGUGCUUAAGAACUCUUACGACUACUUCAAGGACAUGCGAACCCGAUACAACACAGAUGGGCAAAAAAGCUCGCCCACCAACUCGUACGAUGUGAUCGCCGACCAAGAUGCUCUCUUUAAUACGGAAGAUAAGCGGUAUCACGUGUUCAAUGAGCGACCUUUUUGCUCAUAUCAAGGCCACACCUCGGACGUCCUGGACAUUUGUUGGUCUAAGAACUAUUUCAUCCUCACUUCCUCGAUGGACAAAACCGUUCGGCUAUGGCACAUCUCUCGUCGAGAAUGCUUGUGCUGCUUUCAACACAUUGAUUUCGUCACGGCUUUAGCCUUUCACCCCCGGAAUGAUCAAUUUUUCUUGAGCGGAUCCUUGGACGGGAAACUCCGUUUGUGGAAUAUCCCCGACAAGAAGGUCACCUUAUGGAACGAAGUGGAUGGAAACACGAAAAUCAUCACGGCUGCUAACUUCAUACAGAAUGGGAAAUUCGCAGUGGCUGGGACCUAUGAUGGGCGAUGCAUUUUCUACAGUACGGACCAGCUCAAGUACUACACCAUGAUUCAUGUGCGAUCAACGAGAGGCAAAAACUCACAGGGACGAAAAGUGACGGGAAUCGAACCAAUGCCCGGGGAGGAUAAGAUUCUGGUGACGUCGAACGACAGCCGCAUUCGCAUCUAUGACUUGAGAGAUUUGAGCUUGACUUGCAAGUUUAAAGGCUACACCAACAAUAGCAGUCAGAUCCGAGCCACAUUCAGUCAUGAUGGGAAAUAUGUCACCAGUGGAUCUGAGAACCAAUGUGUGUUCCUUUGGCGAACUCAACACGAGUCGACCAAUCUCACCUCGAGGAAGGAUCGAAAUAGUUUCUAUGAAGCCAUAAAAGCUCAUAACGCAGUGGUCACCUGUUCCGUGUUUGCUCCAAACCCGCCCAGGAUAUUGGAUCAAAUCCAGCGAAACACGGACGAAGAAUCCCCAGAACCGACGUCGGAGAAUUCCGGGACCUCGGGUGGAACCCUGAAGGCCUCCAAAGAAAUGUCUGCAUCGCGCGACCCUCCACAGGGUUAUGUCCUGGUAUCGGCCGAUUACGAUGGCGAUGUGAAUGUGUUCUACAUCUUCUCCAAGCCCAAACACAGCUCGUUGCCCUCUUCAGCCAUUUUAGGGGCGAAGAGUUCGAAUUGAGUUGAAAAAUUCCUUCAGAAAGAUAGUCAUCUUGGGUCAGUCAUGCGAGGAGAUUGGAUUAGAUGUUUGUUUAUUAUAACUGCAUGAUUUAUAUCCCGCUUUGUAACGAGAAGCAAUCAUCGUCGCUGCACUGUUAUGGAUGUGUACAGAUUGUCAACCGGAUGAAAAGACAAUUGCAAUAUUAGAAGCAUAUGAUUAAUGAUCACAAGUCCUACGAUGAAGUUGAGAAAACGACGCUGCUUUGCCGCUUCUAGCUCCGAGCAUUGGAUAGUGAUUUUGACUGUGAUCGCGAUGAACCAGAAGAGGAUGAAUAGAGGCAACACUACCUUAAAAACCUAUUGGAAAUGCAAUAAUUCCCGUUCGAAGACAUGCGAAUUAAAUAUAAAAACGCCUUAA
This is a messenger RNA of Tigriopus californicus, 4870 nucleotides long. RefSeq names its product WD repeat-containing protein 44-like. Bases 758 to 4474 code for a protein of 1238 amino acids. The transcript has 17 exons. NCBI's taxonomy places the organism in Eukaryota, Metazoa, Arthropoda, Copepoda, Harpacticoida, Harpacticidae. The record is from RefSeq and is a predicted model, not a curated record. Gene Ontology annotation, molecular function: protein binding.